UCUCGCUCUUUUGUGGUCGAACCCUCAAGUUCGCCUCUGCGUUCGCGAAAUCGUUCUCGCUUGAUUAUUUUGCUUUGAACCAUUGYUCCUGUACGUUUUUGGUCCAUAUAUUAUUGUUAACCCCAAGGGACUAACUACGGUCACUGCCGUAACGAAGAAUCAUAUCAUACCUGACAAAGCUGUCGUGUGAAGUACCUAACCUUGCAAUUUGCAUUGCCUUUCAAAAUAUGCCUUUUAAAGGAGGAAGGAAAAAGGAAUUCAAGUGGCCACCCUUGGAUCCUAAAAGAACAUGCGAAUGGUGCUCCGCAACUUGGAUCAAGGAGCAUUUCAAACAACUUGGCAAGUUGUCAUGGAAACGUUGGCCAGGUGAUUUGCUCCUUGAUCUCCAGUACUGUGCUGAUUGUGUCACCGAGUACCAUCACAUCAGGGAGGAUUUUCUGGAACAAAAUCCAGGAAGAAAGAAGGACCUGUGGUCUAGUGAUGUUCAACGCUUGUCAGUAUUUAUCAAGCAGGCACUGAGUAACAUGGCUGCAAAACCUUGUACAACUCUUGAGAUGCUGGAUAAGUUAGAAAAUAAUUCUCAACACUUUGAAAGUGAUGAUUUAAAGCAAGCCUUGGAYGUUCCUAUAUUGGAGAUACUCCUGUAUCCUGAACUCUUGUUUGAUGGGUCUCUCAGCRCAUUAUUUCAAACUGCAUUGGAAACUUUGAUUGACAAUAAUUCUCCACCAAUAGUUAUCCAAAGACAUCCUGGCGUUAAUAUACUCUUGAUUCAUCCCUCUAAAAAGAUUCGUAARUGGGCUGAGAAAACUGUCAGAAGGAAAAAGCUUAGCUUAGCAGAUUAUGACAAUUGUGAAUGGUCUUUUGAAAAAAUCAUAGAAGUCUCUACACUCAACCUAUUUGACUUCAUGCCUGAAAGCCACAGUGAUUUUUCAGAUGGUGUUCUCCCAAGUCAUUUGUGGUCACCAAAUCCUUCAGUUUACUGGAAUGGAUUCCUUAAACUUCUCCUUAGCAUGGACCAAGAGGUUAUUAACUUGAAGAUGAUGAGGGUAUCUGAACACAAACAGAUUCCAGACACUYUKAUWAAYACYAUGGAAGGCAACCAUGGCAAUGAAAAAGCUGUAUUCUGGACAACUUUCAAUUGCCUAGURAUACUUAUAGAAAGCUGCUCCUCAAGGUUUUGGCCAAUGAUGUCACACUCUCCCUAUGUUGUCCUGAACCUAAUAAAGAACCACUCUGUGUAUUCAAGGGCAUUGAGACAUCAUUUGCAGAAUUAUGACUCUCAGCAAUCUUUUCAGGACUUUGACCUUGGAAGCCAAGAGUUUCCUUACGAUUCUCUACCAAGAUUAGCUCUUACUUGGUUUGAGACGUUUGUUGUUUCAGUGCUUGAUUUUGGAGAUGUUGCUUUAAAAUGUGUUUCAGCUGUCAUUAAAAUUUUACAAGAAUACUCAGGUAACAAAGAUGUAAAAAUCAAGAUUGCUCGUAUCUUAUCAAGAGUUAUACACAGUAACAGACUAUCAUCACUCGUGAACACUGUCCAGCUUUGGCUCCCUCACUUGUUAGAAUUAGCCAAACAAUUUGACGAUACUAAUAAGAUGCGAUCAGAAACUUUGCUUGCAAGAGAGUCUAUUAUUUUAUUGCUGAAGAGAGAUAAAGUGACAAUGAAGUUUGACGACUUCGCAAACCUUACCGAAGAAAAGAUUCAAGAUAUUAUCAAAUCCAUAGAACAAAUAAUAAAGCAAAGUCCACUCAAGGAAGCACCGAAAUUCAAACCCAACUGUGCCAGRAAGUCUAUGAGUGGGAUUAAAAUCAAGAAAGAAAAAGACAAAAUGGAUUCUUCCACUACAAAUGACCAGCCAACGUCGGUAUUCAGAGAAUCCAGGAUUUCUGAAUGUAACAUCAAAAAGGAAAAAGGCGAUGACAGCUCUACUGCAAAAUUCCAAAUCAAGACCAAGGAACGUAGAAUUGCUGAGUGCGAUGUCAAGAAGGAAAACGUUCCUACYGCGACUUAUCUAAACGUCAAAAGAAAAACUAAGUCACCAACAAUCACUCGGCCGAAACUUCUAAGUCCAGUAUUGAAGCUUGAGGACUGCCAAAAAGCAGGCUUUAACUGUUCCAAAGCAUCCUGUGAAACAGGUACAACGAAAGAUUGUGCUAUCAAUCUCGACAGCGAUGACGAUGACCGACCACUAGGGAAGAACGCAAGCACUAGCUCUUGUUCAAGUCCAGGUUCCUCCAAGAGGCCACUAAGUGACAGUGACUCAGAUGAUACUUUAUAUCGGCCGAGGAAAAGUAAACCAAAGAAAAAGAAACCUGUUAUCGUUUCUGAUAGCGAUGAUGACACAGACGACUCGGGUCGUCUAAGCGACGACGUCUUUUUGACUAAAAAACCUGGAAAAAUCGAAGACCAUCAAAGCGACGAAGAUUUUUGGGGUGACGAAUCAGUUAGACCAUACGAUUGCGGGGCGAUUGACGAAUCAGUUAGACCAUACGAUUGCGGGGCACAAACCYCAAGUACCACUCUAGGUUCUAGAACGAACAUUCUCMAAGCAUCCUUACCAAAUAAUAACAGUGUUAGCUCUAGGAGUUUUGAAGAAUCUAGCCUUAGUGAUUAUAAAGCGUUGUCAUUCAGCAUAACAGAAGAGAAUGAUCAGUUUUAUGAACUUAAAGAUCAAAACUAUGAUCCAGCAAAGAGCAAGGACAAAGAACAGAGGAUUGAUGAACAGUCUAAUGGCUCAAAGGCUUUGCGAAAUCAACUUGAGACUGAAGCGGACCUGACAAUAAAGUGGGAGCCUGGUGAUGAACUCUUGAAUGUCACUAACUACAGUUUGAAUGAUAAUAUAUCAUUCCCGGCACAGUCGGAACAAGAAAUAAAAAAAGAGCCCAAUGAUGAACUCUUUAACAUUAAUUCUAUCUCGCCCAGUGACCUGGGAAACUUGGAACAGACCAUAAAACAAGAGCCCAAUGAUGAACUCUUAAACGUUAAUUAUUCUAUCAUGCCCAGUGACCUUGGAAACCUGGAACAGGCCAUAAAACGAGAGCCCAAUGAUGACCUCUGCACUAAUGAUGACUGCGUACAGAACGAUAAUAUAUCCAACGUUUCCAAUAACGUUGAAGUCCGUGAACAAGUAAUCCAGAGCACAGAGCCGAUAAAACAAGAGCCGAAUGACGAACAAUUUCGUAUUCAAUAUACAGAUUCUGAAGGCGCUUUCAUCAUUGACGAGAUUGGUAAAAUCACKAGAGGAAUGGACACGGCCCUAUCAGAUGAUAGUGAUGUAUUUGAACAUGAUGACGAAUACAGAAAUGUGGAACAUUACAUUCCCUCUGAGGAAAUUGGUGUGGAUUAUUUUGAUGGCAACCUCAUUAGACCCGAGAGUGAAUCUAGAGAAAGGAGGUGGAGCGGCAGUUCAGGUCCCCAAGACAUGGAACUAGAAUAUUCACAAGGAGAGUUGCUCGACGAUUAUGGUGUUGAUUGCUAUAAUAACUCACCUCGAAGUCUUCUUCAACCAGAAGCCACUGAUCAGGGUAGUCAUGGUUAUCAACARCAAAGUAACUUUUCUAUCAUUGAAGAAGAAAAUAAGUCGGGCGAAGAUGAAUCUGAUGAUGAAGACAUAGUGGAAAUCUUUUUUAAACCUCCAUCUGCUGUCAAAGUCAAGGUUGAGAAGCCAGACGAUAUUUCUGAUGAAUCAGAAAAUAUUGAACCUUCAGUUCCAGAAAGUCCUCCCCAAUCAACAGCGCAACCGUUGUCCUCCUGCUCGGCCGUUGCCUCUGCUUCGUCUGCCCCUUCCCGCACUUUUACAACCGCAAAGUCCCUCUUCAGUGCACCUCCAGCUGAGAUCAAUUGUGAUAAGAUUAAASUCAGUGAGGGCCGGUUAAUGAAACAUAUCCUAUCCUGGAAAGUUKGUUGGUUAGAAUCUAAUGACAGAGCAGAGAUUGCUGUGUAUAAAGUGGUGGAGAAGACCGAGAGGUUGCCAAAGACUUUCGACACGAUGUAUAACUACUGUGAAUCAUUUGUSAAACUAAUGGUGAUCGAAGCAUUCGAGCAGGCUAAAAAAGACUGGCGAGAUCCUCGAGUCAAGAGAUUUACCACUAUGCCUGUCAUCACAUCCAUCAGCCCUGAUAAAAGUUCCAAAAUCAUACGAUGUGUGAUCAAUGAUGUCCCUCAGACCGAAAUCACAGAAAGGGAUUUASUUAUCGUAAGAGGUGAUAAUUUCGCCGAAUUUGGAUUGGUCGAAAAGGUAGAUCAAGAAAGAGUCCACCGGCGAUUGUCUUCUGGCAGUGAUACGAUGGAUUCCUGUUCUGAUCGAACCUACAACGUCACRUAUGAAAUUCGAACGACUCCUGCAGUCAAUUCCUCUGAAGGCAAAGGUAUCGAGCUGCAGCUCGUAACAUCACUCUURACAACAUUCCGUCAACUGUCAGGGCUGAUGAGCUUCAGCCGACAAUCUCUUCUGUCUAAGGAUAUACUUCGUCCAAGAGGGAUGAAGUAYUUUUGUUCAGAAGAGAGGCCCGUAGAAGUUAAUGCGAAUGAGCAUUACAACAAGUCUCAGGUUCGAGUGAUUGAGACUGCUGCCGAAGCCGUCAAGCAUCCCYUAGCGAUUCCGAGAAUUUGUUUGGUUCAGGGACCUCCUGGAACUGGAAAGUCACACGCCAUAGUUGGCAUGGUAACGCGGAUUUUGAACCAAGAAUGUGGUGAUUCAAAUCAGAGCCUAACAUCACAGAUCUUCCCCUCCCACCCUAGAGUUUUGCUGUGCUGUCCUUCAAAUGAGGGGGUUGACGAGUUAGUACGUAAACUGAUGCGAGCCAAGCCAAAAAUGACUCGUCCAAGAACAAAAAACGGACGAAAAGCCUCGGCUCAUAAAAACUGUGGUGAUUUCUCACUUGUUCGCGUUGGUCGGAAGUCCAAGAUUCAUGAAACCGUCAAAGAAGUGACUCUAGAGAGUAUGAUCCAGCGAGCGAUGGUAAAGGAAGGUUUUGGAGAACUUGAAUCCACUGCUCCGUUAAGGAACAAAAUCCAUCAGAUCGAAAAGAAAAUAGACGAAAUCCAAAAARAGAAAUAUGUUCUUAAAGAAGUUGACAGCAUUAAACAGAAUUUAUUGAAAGAGCAGYUGGAAAUACAGGAAAAGAAUUACGAAACUAAGCGACAGGAACUUAAACGAGAAUACCUGAAAAAGAAAGACCUGGCAAAGCGUUCAGGACGUAUGGAGGCGCAUAUUAAAAGAGACAUUCUCAAUGGCGCAGAUAUAGUCUGUACAACCCUUAGUGGUAGUGGGAGUACUACCCUUUUGAACGAACUCAGAGGAUCAAAAGCGACGAAAAUUCCAUUUUCUUGCGUCAUUGUUGAUGAGGCCUGUCAGUGCACAGAAUUGGACACUCUAAUUCCGCUGCAAUACAAGUCCUCUAAGCUCAUUUUGGUUGGAGACCCCGAACAGCUUCCAGCAACGGUCAUAUCUAAAGACGCCAAGAAGCUGUUGUACGGUAGAUCGAUGUUUGAUCGUCUUUACAGAUAUUUUAAAGAACUGCCCCGUAAGUCUUAUAUCCUUAUUUUGAAAUAUAUGGUUUUGCAGUGCGUCAUUUUAGCUGACAAAGUUCUUUAUUACUGUUUUUUUCACUUCAGGUCGAUUUGUAAUUUGAAGGAAGCGAAUUUAAUAACUCAACUGUGUCAGUGUCUGAUACAAAACAGCUUGAAACCAAACGAUAUUGGUAUCAUUACACCAUAUUCCUCACAGCGAAUGGAACUGAGGAAACUACUACGCUACAGUGGAGAAGUGCUCCACAACAUUGAAGUUAACACAGUUGAUGGCUUUCAGGGUCGUGAAAAGAAUGUGAUAAUCAUGUCAUGUGUACGUUCUGCCAGAAAUAUUGGAUUCCUUGAUUGUCCUAAUCGUUUGAAUGUUGCUCUUACCCGUGCAAGACAUGCAUUGUACGUCUUUGGKAAUCUGGACUCGCUAGAGAAAUCAGACUCAAUUUGGAAGAAGCUUAUAGAGGAUGGGAAGCAUAGAAUGUUGCAUUAUGAGGUUGACUCGGUUGAUGAUGUCAAACGAGCCAUCAAUGUCAUGAACUCUCCCAUAAGACAGUCUUCYACCWGCCAUAWCAAUUCUUCUGGCAGUCACAGUGCYAGUGCACAUGUCCACAACAGYRGUAGUGUCAAUAAGAGAAGUGACUCUCAUCGGCCAAGGCAUUCAUCAUCCAUUAGCAAACCUCAGCAUGCACAAACAACUACAAAGAAUGAAGAACUUAAGGCAUCACRUAAAGACAUCAGUACUGUAACAUCUGCUCAAGACAAACCUAAAACAGCAGUAAGCAAGAGACGAUUGACAAGUGAUUCAGACGAGGGAAGCAUCAAAAAAGUACGGUUUGGAUCUUCUGUGAAAGUGUUAGAGGAGAGAAGUGGAUGUGGUACACAUACUUAUACUCAACAUAUUAACCAAAGUUCUGCAAAGAGAACAAAUACAGAAGUCCACAGUUCAACAAAAGCAACUAGUACAUCGGUGCACAGUUCCUCUACAAAUCACAAUGCUAGUAAAAGUACCUCUACACAUACAAGAUCUAGUACUAACGAUAGAUCCUGCUCAACCARCACUGGUCAAGAAAAUUAUACAUCACUGCACAAUUCUACAAAGAAAACUAGUACAUUGGUGCACAGCUCAAAUACAAAUGGCCACACUAGCUGUACAAGUAUGUCUACACAUUCAAGCACUAGUAGAGAUGUUAGGACAUGCUCAACCAACACUCCACAGACAGUAAGCCAAGGCAGAAACAAGAAUAAUAAGAGUUCUAAAAAGAAUGAAGCUACCAUAAGUUCUGCUAAGGCAGUACAAACAACUGGCCAAAGUAACAAUAUCAGUGGCAGAGGAAAUGCCUCUUCAGUGAAUGAUAGACUACACACAACACAUSCAAAUAGAACUUCUUCAAAUGUCAGUCAACGUCGACUAGAUGAGGUUGCAAUGCGUGUAAGGGAAAAUAAUCAAAGACCACCUAACCCAGGUCUCAUUUCAACGGAUAAUUAUCGUCCUGGAAGGGCUGGYCGUUUGUUCUCGUUAGAAACCUGGCAGCCCUAUGGAGGCCCAAAGAACAGAAUUGCUUCCACUGUAUCGGCAUCAAGUGUUCGUGAUGUCAGAACGAGAGGACUGCAGAGUGGAUAUACUGAGCAUGCUCGUUACAGGCCACCAAAAAGACCUUCUUUACAGCAGAAUUUAGACAAUUUAUCGAAGAAAUCAAAAAGAAAGUAAUGUAUAACUUAAAGCUUUAGAAAUUUAAUACUAUAUACAUUAUUUAUAUCAUAUGCAAAAUUAUACUAAUAGUAUAUAUAGUGUAUUUAAUUAAUGUGGAUUACUGGGAAUCUAAGACUGGCAUGAUAGUGAGAGGUUUCAAAGUCAACUUGUGAAUUUUGAUGKUUUAAGUGAUUUCCAAACACUUUGAGUUCAGCRAAUGUGUGUUGCUUUUGCAAAUCAGUGGACCUCUWACAAUGCCAGCUUCAGAUCCACCAAAAGAGCUAUAUUAAUAUAAGUUUGUGUUAUAAUUUGUAAAUGUAGUAUAUUGCUGAGAGAUAUUUAUUAUUUAUAAGACUUUUAUAAUGAGUAUUAUUGUUAGUUGAUAGAUGGAAGCAACUUCAAAGGUAAGUUUUAUGAGUCAUUUCAUUAUUAUAUAAAUUUACAUAGUUAAGAUGAAUUGUAUGAACAUAUUAUUUAUACAUGCAUCCAUGAAAUWAUAAGUCUGUGGCCUCACUGUAUUGCCUUCAGGUAUUAUACCWGAGUAAUUUCCUAUUUAGUUGAAGCUAAAAUACAGUGAAUAAUGGAAAGCUAGCACGAGUUGUUUCAUGAAUAAAAUUAAUAAUGUGUGCCUCAUGGGCUAUAAUCAGCUCGUAGUCCACUUGCCCUCGAGAUCUAAUUGUUUUAGUAUUACCAUAACUAGUUGGGCAAAAAAUGAAUGAAAAUAACUAAAAUAUAUGUUUUUGCACUAAAAAUACACAAGAAGUUGUUGCUUUUCGCUAGUUGGGGACUAUUGAAAAUAGACCCCGAGUAGCGUAGCCAAUCAGAAUGAAGGAUUUGCAAUAGUCCACUAGUAUGGUAAUACUAAUUAUGAUAUUCUGCUAAUAUUCUGCUAUUAACAUUCCUGCUUCAUAGGCUUAUUGCCUUUACUUAUGAUCAGUUUAAGAAGCCAGUAUUACCCUUGAUGCUUUGGCACCUUGUAUAAUUAAAAAUGAAUAUACAAACUACAAAAUCAAUCAAAGCUUGUAUGGCUAGACUGACCAAUCAGAAACAAGCACUUCUUUUCAAAUAUAAAAAAAAAAAUGAUCCCAAAGCAUUAAGGGUGAUCAUUUGCUUUUUGAAAUGCAAGCUCUAUCACAAUCUGGACAAUUAACCRCACAAAUUUAGUAAAGGUUUAAGUUUUGAUCUACUUCAGCAUCAUUAAAAAGGAUAAUUAGUAAAAAAUAUUAAAAGAUUAAGAUAGAUUGAGUAAUAAAUUGUUGAUAGAUCAAAAA
Messenger RNA from Exaiptasia diaphana, 8482 nucleotides. RefSeq lists its product as uncharacterized. NCBI's taxonomy places the organism in Eukaryota, Metazoa, Cnidaria, Anthozoa, Actiniaria, Aiptasiidae. Gene Ontology annotation, biological process: termination of RNA polymerase II transcription. Gene Ontology annotation, cellular component: nuclear body. Gene Ontology annotation, molecular function: helicase activity; transcription termination site sequence-specific DNA binding. The record is from RefSeq and is a predicted model, not a curated record. The transcript has 26 exons. Bases 228 to 7229 code for a protein of 2333 amino acids.